This is a messenger RNA of Glossina fuscipes, 252 nucleotides long. RefSeq lists its product as uncharacterized. The record is from RefSeq and is a predicted model, not a curated record. The transcript is spliced from 2 exons. The coding region runs from base 1 to 252 and encodes 83 amino acids. Lineage: Eukaryota; Metazoa; Arthropoda; Insecta; Diptera; Glossinidae.
AUGUCGAAAUUGCUAUCGAUAUUACUACCACUGGGUCUAGCAAUAGCAAUGAUCUUAGGCCUGGUAGUUUGGUCAGUACGAGGUUCAAGUUGUUCAGCUUUAAAUGAAUGCGAUAGCUAUAUCCCAGUGUGCGCGGCCUACCGCAGCGAGCAUCAGUUCUUUUAUAGUCAAUGCGAUAUGGUACGAGAAAAUUGCAUGACUGGCAAAAUUUGGGAACGUGAUCAUUUUUCGCAUUGUAAUGUAAAUACAUAA